This is a messenger RNA of Micropterus salmoides (largemouth bass), 665 nucleotides long. It is a transcript of the gene selenoe, whose product is annotated as selenoprotein e. NCBI's taxonomy places the organism in Eukaryota, Metazoa, Chordata, Actinopteri, Centrarchiformes, Centrarchidae. The transcript is spliced from 4 exons. The record is from RefSeq and is a predicted model, not a curated record.
GUCUAAUAACUCAGGCAAAACCCUUCAAACAUACUAAGUUGUCAUAGAAAUGUGGGCCUCCUUGGUGCUCGCUCUUGCCCUCGCUGUUAGGGCAUCAGACACUAACAACGACAUGACUAACAAUGACACGGCGAUUGACGAAAAGCUUGUUAUAGCCAGAGGUAAACUGCUGGCUCCCAGUGUGGUCGGAUGAGGCAUAAAGAAAAUGCCAGAGCUCCAUCAUUUUCUCAUGGAGCGCUGGGCUUUAUACCACAACUUGGAAUAUGAUUCAUCGGAGGAGAAGAAUCCACGUCUGAUAUUCUAUAAUGAAAAGGACGAGGUUGUAAAGACUGUUCCCGUGAAGAAAAUGAAGGCGGACGAGAUCAGCAGCCUGUUAGACUCACUCGGUUUCUUCAAGAGGUCCCAGAAAGGGGAAGAGGUGCCAGAGGAGUUCCAGCAUUUCCCCCUUCGUGCCCCAAGGGAUGAGCUGUGAUGACACCUUGUGGCCAAACUUUGCCACUGCACCCCGGCCACAUUAAUGACGAGUGGGGCCCCAAGGCCAAAACGAUAAGCCAGGCACCAUUCUGAGGACUCGCUGGCCAAGUGCAGCGUGCAGUGUGUUAGUCAUUGUUGUGUCACUCUGUUUAUAUGCUGAAUUUAAAUAAAAAGGCGGUAAAACACCAUAA